AUGGAUAGAAAAUCUGCUAGAAUAAAAGCAGAGUUAGAAAGAUAUGGUUGGAAAGUUUCAAAGAAUUUUAAAUAUAGGAAGGGAAGACCCAUAAAAGUCUAUGACAAACUUGCUGGUCUGACCUACGAAAUGGACUUAGAAACAGCACGCGCAAACUAUCCAAACAGAUUAGAGAGGUUAGAAGAAGAACGUCUUAUGAACAUGCCUUUCAAUGUUAACGAGCCGCAAGUUGAAGGACACGACGGCUUUGCCAGAUUCUACUGGAAACAUGACGAACAAUUGCAUCCUUUGAGAAGGAAAAAAGGAAAAGGUGAAGACAAACAUGCUCCCAUGGAAAGAACAAGAUAUGCAUAUGAAAAGUACC
Molecule: messenger RNA, 364 nt
Organism: Trichomonas vaginalis G3
Lineage: Eukaryota; Parabasalia; Trichomonadida; Trichomonadidae
Exons: 1
Source: RefSeq, a predicted model, not a curated record